AAAUAUUUUUUAAUAUCAGAAAAAAUUGUUUAAGACAUUAUGAUGUCUCACGAGAAGAGCAACGCAAGCGAGGACGCGGAAAACACCAUAGAUCAAUAUUCAGAAGAUAACGAUAAUAUUAUGAUUAGGAGUACUUUACAGGAUGACAUAUUAAAAAUGUUGUUAAAAGCUCACUUUGAGGGCAAAACUAAAAUGGGACCUGACGUUUUACCUCUGGUUAAACAAUUAGCCAAUUGUUUGAUUAUGGAAUGUUGUCAUCGAGCGGGAAGACUGGCUAUAAAAGAGGGCUGCACUGAGAUCAACGUUGAACAUAUUGAAAAGUGUUUAAAUCAAGUAAUGUUGGAUUUGCCAUAAAUGCUUAUGAAGAUUUUAACAUUUGCAACAUCUAUUAUGAUGCAUAGUAUCUGCCUAUAUGUGUGAAUGCUGUCUACUUUGCCCUGAAUCAAC
Molecule: messenger RNA, 447 nt
Organism: Papilio machaon (common yellow swallowtail)
Lineage: Eukaryota; Metazoa; Arthropoda; Insecta; Lepidoptera; Papilionidae
Gene: MHF2
Exons: 3
Coding region: 40-354 (104 amino acids)
Biological process (GO): DNA repair; kinetochore assembly
Source: RefSeq, a predicted model, not a curated record